Eruca vesicaria subsp. sativa (arugula) is the source of this 993-nucleotide messenger RNA. The record is from the annotation of a GenBank genome assembly. Lineage: Eukaryota; Viridiplantae; Streptophyta; Magnoliopsida; Brassicales; Brassicaceae.
AUGGUUGUCCCUCUCAGUUCUAUCCCUCCAUCUCGCGGUAAGAUCUUCUCAAAACCACCCUCAGCUCAGAUCUCUCAAAUUGGUCGCUGGUUGUUUAUUCCCUUUUUUUUGGAUGGAGCAGAUGGGUUUUACGCUAUCAACAACCAGUUUCUAGCAAACGGGCCAAAAGGGUUUCAGGAGAUGAAGACGUUGGAGAAGGAGGACAUGUUUAUUCGGAUUGACUUUCCGGGCGUUCCAGAAGACGGCGUGAAGGUUGUUGUUGAUUCGACCAAGAAAGCUGUGACUGUCUUCGCCCACGCACCAAAGGAGCUCAAACACGACUCUUCUCCUCGGAACUACCUCUACACUACAGGGCUUGUCUGCAAAUGCUGCGAGAUUUCUGCAGUAGCCGCACACAUGUCCGAUGGUGUUCUCAGGCUUCUCCUCUCCAAGACUCAAAUCGCAACUCAACGCCCACCUUUUCUUGGUGACCCAGACUCCGGACAAGUUGUGGUCAAAGAUCAGUGUUGGACGGCUUCUCACAAACUUCCCCAUGGCACAGAUCUACAUGGUAUUCACAUGCUUACGUGGAGUUUGGUUGUUUUAAAAGCAGAUCCGGUGCUAACGGGUCGGAUAUUGCAGCCACACCCAUGGGUGAACCAAGGAUCUUUGAUGGCUUAUGAGUCGAAGCAGCUCCAAAACGGGUGCCUAUACAUUCGUGUAGAUAUGCCAGGUGUUCCCAAAGAGAGGUUCACGGUCUCCGUUAAGAGUGGGAUAGUGAUGGUGACUGGUGACGCUCCUGCUGUUAGUCACGACUCAGGUGGCCGUUUCUACUCUGCUGAAGUGGCUAUGCUUUCCAAUCCUAUUGACAUUCCUAUCCGUCAGAUCAAAAUAAUCAGCAAGAACGGUGUCAUCCGUUUAAUCAUCCCUCCCGCUUGAUUUUGAUGAUACAUGUUAUUAUGUUUUGUGUAGGGACCUCUUUUUUGAGGAUGAUGUCGUUUAUUAUGGGACCUU